AUGGCGUCCCGAUACCCUCUCAAGCCCAAGCCAGACGAACGUGCGGCCGUCAAGCAUGCUGACCACUUUCAGGAAAUGUUGAAGCAGCACCCACCACAGACGUCCUCCCGUGCGUCGCUGUCCAAUUGGACAUGCUCUGUCCACAACAUCGUCAAUGUCAGAUUAGGCAAACCCGAGUUUGACUGCAGCACGCUGGCCGAUGUUUACAAAUGCGGGUGUGCAGAUGAGCCUGAAGAAGGUGGUGUCAGACCUGCCGAUGCUGCUGCUGCUGGUCUUGUAGAAGGAAUUGACGCUCUUGCUGCUUUGGCCUCGAGCCAGCGGGAUCGAGAUACUAUUGUGGAUUCUGUAGCGAAUGAACAGGAGGAUGCGCGACGGUAA
Linnemannia hyalina is the source of this 378-nucleotide messenger RNA. Lineage: Eukaryota; Fungi; Mortierellomycota; Mortierellomycetes; Mortierellales; Mortierellaceae. The record is from the annotation of a GenBank genome assembly.